CCCCGCUGCGCCAGCCGUGAUCCCCGGCAGCCUGCUCAGCAAUGAGGGUCCUGAGCGCGCGCUGUCGGCUACUGCUGGUAUGCCUAGCCCUGGUGCUGCCAGCCUCGGAGACAAACUUUUUGUCAAAAGAACAUGCCUCGCAAGUCCUGGUGAGGAAGCGCCGCGCAAAUACCUUGCUUGAAGAAACUAAAAAGGGCAAUCUUGAAAGAGAAUGCAUCGAAGAGCUCUGCAAUAAAGAGGAAGCCAGGGAGGUCUUUGAAAACAAUCCCGAAACGGAUUAUUUUUAUCCAAAAUAUUUGGGUUGUCUGGGCAUGUUCCGUGCUGGCCUGUUCAGUGCUGCGCGGCAGUCUGUUAAUGCUUACCCCGACCUCAGGAGCUGUGUCAAUGCCAUCCCAGACCAAUGUGAUCCUAUGCCAUGCAAUGAAGAUGGGUAUCUGAGCUGCAAAGAUGGCCAAGCUGCUUUCACAUGCAUCUGCAAACCAGGAUGGCAAGGGGACAAAUGCCAGUUUGAUGUAAAUGAAUGUAAAGAUCCCUUAAAUGUAAAUGGGGGCUGCAGCCAGAUUUGUGACAACACUCCUGGAAGUUACCACUGCUCCUGCAGAAGUGGCUUUGCUAUGCUUUCAAACAAAAAAGACUGCAAAGAUGUGGAUGAAUGCUCUAUGAAGCCCAGUGUUUGUGGCUCAGCUGUGUGCAAGAACACUCCAGGAGACUAUGAGUGUGAAUGUCCUGACGGCUACAGAUAUGAUCCCUCAUCGAAGUCUUGCAAAGAUGUGGACGAAUGCUCUGAGAACAUGUGUGCUCAAUUGUGUGUCAAUUACCCUGGAGGCUACUCUUGUUACUGUGAUGGAAAGAAAGGAUUCAAGCUUGCCCAAGAUCAGAAGAGUUGUGAGGGUAUUCCAGUGUGCCUUCCCUUGAACCUUGACAAAAAUUAUGAAUUAUUGUACUUGGCUGAGCAGUUUGUAGGAGUUGUCUUAUAUCUGAAAUUUCGUUUGCCAGAAAUUACCAGAUUUUCAGCUGAAUUUGAUUUUCGGACAUAUGAUUCAGAGGGCAUCAUCCUGUAUGCAGAAUCUCUUGAUCACUCAAAUUGGCUCCUGAUUGCACUUCGUGAUGGAAAAAUUGAAGUUCAGUUUAAGAAUGAGUUUUCAACCCAAAUCACAACCGGAGGCAAUGUUAUUAACAAUGGUAAAUGGAACAUGGUAUCCGUGGAAGAAUUAGACGACAGUGUUAGCAUUAAAAUAGCUAAAGAAGCUGUGAUGAAUAUAAAUAAAUUUGGGAGCCUCUUUAAACCUACAGAUGGAUUUCUGGACACCAAAAUAUACUUUGCAGGAUUACCUCGGGUAGUGGAAAGUGCACUCAUUAAACCGAUUAACCCUCGUCUGGAUGGAUGUAUACGAGGCUGGAACUUGAUGAAACAAGGAGCUUUAGGUGCAAAGGAAAUUAUUCAAGGAAAACAAAAUAAGCAUUGCUUCCUCAUGGUGGAGAAGGGCUCCUACUACCCUGGUUCUGGAAUUGCUCGGUUCAGCAUAGAUUACAAUAAUGUAACCAAUGCAGAGGGCUGGCAAAUAAAUGUGACCUUGAAUAUUCGUCCAUCCACUGGCACUGGAAUUAUGCUUGCCUUGGUUUCUGGAGACAAAGUGCCCUUUGCCUUGUCCUUGGUGGGCUCCAGCUCUGAAAAUUCUCAGGAUAUUGUGGUAUUUGUUGAAAAUUCAGUGGUGGCUCGAAUGGAGGCCAUAACUCUGUGUUCUGACCAGCAAUCCCAACUGAAAUGUAAUGUUAACAGACAUGGCCUAGAGCUAUGGAGCCCACUGAAGAAAGAUGUCAUCUACUCUAAAGAUAUUCAAGGACAACUAGCAGUCUUGGACAAAGCAAUGAAAGGAAACGUGGCCACUUAUCUGGGUGGCAUUCCAGAUCUUUCCUUCAGUGCCACGCCAGUGAAUGCCUUCUACAGUGGCUGCAUGGAAGUGAACAUCAACGGGGUGCAGUUGGAUCUGGAUGAAGCCAUUUCUAAACAUAAUGACAUCAGAGCUCACUCAUGUCCUUCAGUUAAGAAAAUCCAGAAGAACGUCUAAUGUCUGUUUUCUGUGCUUAUAAUGCCCCUUUCCUUGUAAUUAUGCUCACGCCCCUAUCACCAGCUGGCAGGUGUCACCUGUGAAGUGCAAUGUUUGAAAUGAUGUGGUACUUUGUCCUUCAGAUUUUUGUUAUAUAAACCACGUUUUUUUUUUUUUUUAAAGUCUUUCUUCUAUUGCAGUCUAGAAAUUAAAUAAGGAAACACAGGAAAAUUUUAAAUUUCAAUCUACUUGCUAUAAAUGACACUGCUUUAGUUUGUUAUUUUAAAAGUAAGAUUUCACCAUCAUUGAAUUUAAAUACCUUUUUUUCCUUGUCAGAAAGCAAGUCAGUUAAACCCAAACAAAAGCUUCUGUGAUUAAAUGCUAACAGUUGCAGAUAGACACUGUAUUUUUGUUGCUGCUCCGUGCCCUACCACGACAUAAGCAGCAGAUCUGCUAGCAUUCUGAAUGUGAAUAGAAAGUCUGGAAGCUUUAUUCCAAAGUAGUUCCCUGGAGUGGGGAGGGGCUAGCUCAGGCUCCAACUUUCUUUUACCUAGCUUUACACUUGGGCCAACGCCUUCCGUGAAUUAGAGAACAAGGGCAGGUUGUCCUGGGAGCAGCAACACUUGAAGGUUGCCUCGAAGGCAUUGAUUUCUAUGGGAGACACCAGGUUAAAACGUAAGGGGUGUGAACACUGGGUGGACAUGUUUCCCAAAUUGGCCACACAGGGUCUGAAUUGGAAAGGCAGCAGCCCGUAGCAGUGGGGAGGAGAGUGAACAUGUGGAGAAAUGCAUAUUUUCCUUCAUUUCCCUGGGUUUGCAUUACUGUAGCUGGCUUGAAUGUGAUUGUUGAAGUUAAAGCGCGAUGAGGAGUAGAUUUUUUAACAAAAGGAUGAUGAUAAGAGGGAUGCUGGAAAUGGUUGUGCUGUAACAUUGUAAUGAAGGAAGUAUGGAGUAAGGUUGUCAAGUAUUUGCUGGCAUUGCGCCGCAGGUGGCAGUGUUGUCCCUGAAUCCAUCAUUUCAGGUGUGUAUCAGACAUCUUGUUGCUGUCUGAGAUAGUAAAAUUUUAUUUUACUGUAGAUAUUUUACAUCACAUGAAAAAUAAUAAAAGUGAUACGUAUUUUUAAAGUA
Messenger RNA from Cricetulus griseus (Chinese hamster), 3175 nucleotides. Lineage: Eukaryota; Metazoa; Chordata; Mammalia; Rodentia; Cricetidae. The record is from RefSeq and is a predicted model, not a curated record.